GCCCUCGGCGUGUGCUGUAUCAUUGAGUAGCCCUGCACUAGAUCAUCCAAUCCAGCAGGUGCCAUGGAGAUCGUCUACGUGUACGUGAAGAAGCGCAGCGAGUUUGGCCGACAAUGCAACUUCUCCGACCGGCCAGUCGAAAUCAACGUGGACAUCCAUCCGGACCCCAGCCAAGCCACAAACUUCAUAGAGAGGAACCCCAUUGAUACUGGAAUACAGUGUGCCAGUGACAUGUCAGAGCAUGAGGUCAACACAGAGAGAUUUGAGAUGGAAAAUGAGGGCGUUAACCAUUUGGAAGGUGGGUGGCCAAAAGACGUCAACCCGCUGGAGAUGGAGCAGACCAUCCGAUUCCGGAAGAAAGUGGAGAAAGAUGAGAACUACAUCAACACCAUCAUGCAGCUCGGCAGUCUGAUGGAGCAUUGCAUCAAACAGAACAACGCGAUCGAUAUCUACGAGGAGUACUUUGAAGACGAAGAGACGGCGGACAUAGCAGAUGAGCCUCCAUCUGCAAAAACCAUUACUGUCUUCAGAGAUCCCAAUGUCAUCAAAAGGACAGCCACGCAUCUCUCCUGGCAUCCCGAUGCUAGCAAGAAGCUGGCAGUAGCUUAUUCCAGCCUGGAGUUCCAGCGAAGCUCUAAAGAAAUGAGCUACGAUUCAUACAUAUGGGAUCUCGAAAGUCCCAACAGACCGGAGCAGCUUCUGAGGCCAUCAUCCCCGCUCGUGAGCCUGGAGUACAACCCCAAAGACUCCCACGUCCUGGUUGGUGGAUGCUACAAUGGGCAGAUCGCUUACUGGGACACCCGGAAAGGGGGCCAGCAGGUGGAGCUCUCCACCGUAGAGUUCAGCCACAGGGACCCCGUGUAUGGAGUGAUCUGGCUUCAGUCCAAACAAGGCACAGACUGUUUCUCCGCCUCUACGGAUGGGCAGGUCCUGUGGUGGGAUAUCCGAAAGCUGAGUUCCAAAGACCCUGGGCGUCCCAGCUUACGUCUAGUCCAGGCUGGGGGUGCUGAGCGGGCUCAUGCUGGGCUCCUCGGCCAGCGGGGGAGAAGUGCCCAGUGGUGGACUCCUUCGGCAGGCUUGGAUGAUGGGCAGGCGGAUGUGGGGAGGGAACGUGCACUGCGCUUCCACCCACAGCCGACCAAGUUCAUGGUGGGGACGGAACAAGGCAUGGUGAUCACCUGUAACCGCAAGGCCAAGACGCCCGCCGAAAAGAUAGUUGGCACGUACAGUGGGCACCAUGGCCCCAUCUACGCUCUGGCUCGGAACCCUUUUUUCCCCAAGAACUUCCUGACCGUCGGGGAUUGGACGGCUCGGAUCUGGUCUGAGGACAGCAAGGAAUCAUCCAUCAUGUGGACCAAGUAUCACAUGGCUUACCUAACAGACGGGUGCUGGAGCACCGUCCGCCCGGGCGUCUUCUUCACCGCCAAAAUGGACGGGACCCUUGACGUCUGGGACUUCCUCUUCAAGCAGAACGACCCCUCCCUCAGCGUGAAGGUCUGCGACGAGCCUCUCUUCAGCCUGCGUUUGCAGGACAACGGGCGCUUCAUUGGCUGCGGCUCGAAGCUGGGCACGGUGACCCUGCUGGAGGUCUCGUCCGGGCUCUGCACCCUGCAGAGGAACGAGAAGAACCUGGCCAGGGCGAUGUUCGAGCGAGAGACAAAGCGAGAGAAGAUCCUGGAGGCCCGGCACCGUGAGAUGCGCCUGAAGGAGCGCACCAAGGCCGAGGGCAAGGAGGAGGAGGUGAAGGUGGACACGGAGGAGGAGUCGCCGGAGCAGCUGCUGAUUGGCAAGAGCCCAGGGUCACAGCUAGCGGGCACCCCCAGGCCUCAGGCAGGCCCGUAG
Pelodiscus sinensis (Chinese soft-shelled turtle) is the source of this 1842-nucleotide messenger RNA. The record is from RefSeq and is a predicted model, not a curated record. Lineage: Eukaryota; Metazoa; Chordata; Testudines; Trionychidae.